Messenger RNA from Fragaria vesca subsp. vesca, 2684 nucleotides. Its product is annotated as pentatricopeptide repeat-containing protein At4g28010-like. The record is from RefSeq and is a predicted model, not a curated record. Gene Ontology annotation, molecular function: protein binding. Bases 256 to 2436 code for a protein of 726 amino acids. The transcript has 2 exons. NCBI's taxonomy places the organism in Eukaryota, Viridiplantae, Streptophyta, Magnoliopsida, Rosales, Rosaceae.
GAAUUUGCUGAAGCGGAUGACAAUGAGGCGGUGAUUAAUGAUUUUGAAGGUUUGAGGCCUUGUAGAGUAAAGUUUAGUUAGUUUUUAUUUAUGCAUUUGAGGGUAAGGCUUAUUACGUCCUCUCUAUGUAUGUGUGUCUUUAUUAAUUAACCAAAAAUUUUCGUAUCGUCAAACAAAAUUUUUUGUACUCUACAAUUAGCCCAGGUGACAUUCUCAUCCUGCCUCCUCCACUGGAUGUGUGUAUAAUCUUUGAAAAUGAUACUGAUGUUUCGUGUUUCAAAAUGCAGUGGUAUGCGGUCAUUACAGAUAUCUAAGACACGGCUCUUCUCCUCGCUGUCAUCUGUUACUUGUCUAUCUGAUAUGGAAACACGAUUGAGGGCUUUUUGGAAGGACCCGGAUCCUAAAAUUUCAGAGGCGCUUUCGCUUUUUCAUCAUGCCGUACAUUCCAACCGCCUGCCUUCGGGGUCAGCCUCAGCCUGCAACUUCCUUGUGGACACUCUGACAAGGUCAAAGAAUUAUGAACUAUCAUUCUCAGUUUAUCAUAAGAUGACCAAGGUUGGUAUUAUUCCAAGCUUUAUAUCAUUGAGUUGUUUGGUUUUAUGUUUUGUCAAUAUGCGCAAGCCAGAAUUCGCAACCGGGAUUUUCGGCUUGUUGUUAAAGCGUGGAUUUCAGUUAAACGAGUAUGUUAUGAAUCUUGCGUUAAAGGGUUUUUGUUCUAAUGAUGAGGUUGACAAGGCAAUCGAGUUGUUUAGCGUAAUGGGUAGUCAUUUUGUAACACCUGGUAUUCGUAGUUAUAACAUUCUCAUAGAUGGACUUUGCAAAGCGAAAAAGUUGAAAGAAGCAGUGGCAUUGUUGGUUGAUAUGGGGGUGUCGGAUUGUGAACCGAAUGUGGUAACAUACAGCUCAUUGAUCAAUGGAUUUUGUAAACAGGGUAGAGUGGAUGAGGCGAUGGGUUUCUUGGAGGAGAUGAGGCAAAAGGGUUUGGAAAUGGAUGUUUUUGUUUAUGGUGCCCUUAUAAGUGGUUUUUGUGCUAAAGGGAGUUUUGACAGAGGAAAACAACUGUUUGAUGAGAUGUUAAACAAGGGUAUUUCUCCUAAUGUGGUUACAUAUAGUUGUUUGAUAAAUACUUUGUCUAAGACUGGGAAGUGGAAAGAAGUCACUAGGAUGGUAACUGAUAUGACACAACGUGGAGUUCCCCCUGAUGUUGUUACUUACACAAGUAUUUUUGAUGGGCUUUUCAAAAAUGGAAUGGCUACAAAAGCCAUGGAGAUAUUCAAUUUAAUACUAUCGAAGGGUACGGAGCCUAAUAAUGUAAUGUACAACGUUAUAAUUGAUGGAUUAUGCAAGGAGGGGUUGGUGGAUGAUGCUUUAAAGAUCUUAGAAACGAUGAAAGGGAAAGGUGUAAAACCUGAUGUAAUCACUUACAACACAUUACUAAUGGGACUGUCCUCUGACGGGAAGGCUGAUGAGGCGAUGAAACUUUUCAGUAAGAUGACAAAUGAUGAGAACUUUGUUGAGCCAGAUGUUAUGACAUAUAACAUGCUUAUUUUGGGACUGUGCAAGGAAGGUAAUCUUGAUCAGGCUAUGGAGAUGUAUCAUGCAAUGAUUGAAAGAGGCAUUUCUGGUAGCUUUGGUACUUAUAACACUUUGAUCGACAGAUGCUUACAGGAAGGCUUAGUUGACAAGGCCAUAGAAUUCUGGAGACAUGCAGUUGACUUGGGAGUUAUACCUAACUCAAUCACUUAUGGUGUCUUGAUCAAUGGAUUUUCCAAAAAUCAAAUGGUCAGGGUUGCAAAAGGACUUUUUAGUAAAAUGAGAGCUUCUGGAGUUAGUCCCACUGUAAUUGACUACAACGUUCUAAUGUCAUCGAUGUGCAAGGAGGGUAGUUUGGAGCAAGCUAGGAUGUUGUUUCAAGAAAUGAGAACUGCAAAUCAUUCGCCUUGUGUUUUCUCAUUUAAUACCAUAAUUGACGGAGUUCUGAAAGCUGGAGAUAUUAAAUCUGCUAAAGAGUUUCUAGAUGAUAUGCUCAAAUUGGGUUUAGUUCCCAAUAGAAUUACCUUCUCUAUGUUGGUAAACCGGUUUUCAAAACUUGGGCUCAUGGAUGAGGCUAGAAUGUGCGUUGAGAAGAUGACUGCUCGCGGUAUUGAACCUGAUGUCUUUGUGUACGAUUCUUUGUUAAAGGGCUAUAGUUCUAACGGUGGAACAGAAGAAAUUGUUGAUAUGCUUCAUCAGAUGGCAGACAAGGGUGUUGUUCUGGACAAAUAUAUAACUUCUACCAUCUUAGCGUGCCUCUGUCAAAUCUCUGAUGACGUUGAUGUGAUGGAGGUUCUCCCAACUUUUUCAAAAGAUACAUCGAAAGAAUUAAGCAUUACCUGCAAUGAGCUAUUGAUGAAAGUCAAUAAAUCUUAUCCGGAACUUAAGUUAUGUGCUGCUUGAGAUUGUUCCUCCUGAAGAGGUCUCCCGGUGCCACAAAGUGUGUUGCUUUCUAUGUGCUAUGCUAUGUAAGUCAUAUUGUCCUUCUUUUGUUCUUUUGUAAUCAUAUGGAAUUUGUACCAUAUUUUGAUGUGUAUUCUCAUUACUUCUGUUAUCACUCCACAUACUGGUCUUCUCCUGGCAAGUGAUAUCACUCAUUUGUUUUAUGUAAGAAAGAUUUAAGGUUUGACAAUAAAUUUGUCUUCUUUAUU